AUGAGAUCAAAUUGGACAACCGAUUUAGACAUAGAAACGCUGGAAUCGCAACGAAGUUGGGCAACCCUUUCUGAAGUACAAUCCGUGAUUCUGAUUCCAAUUCACAAGGAACGUUACCAAUCUGUUUUAGAAAUGUACAUGGAAAAUACUGAUUCAGUAAAGCCUUGGAACGUAACGUUUGCCUCUUGGUUCAUCGCAGCAUACCUGUUUCUCAAAGUGAAAGGUUGUCAGCCUAUGACGUACCAGCAUCUAACUCUUCGUAUGUUUAGAAGUGCAAGAAAAAUGAAGGAAUGGUAGAUCAGAAAAUUUUCAAGACGGCUAAAAGAUACGGUUUCGAUAGCGUCUACUUCGUCGAGGUUAACAUAAAAUUUUUAGAACAAUAUAUUAACUAUGUCAGACUCCUUUUAAAUCCUAUUUGCAAGUAUAUUUUAGUCAAUCUUAAUGGGAAACAAUUUCAGAAACUUACAGACCAUUUGAGCGUGUUAAGGCGGAUUUCCAGUCCUCGCACGAAGCUCCUCGCAGCUCGCUGCGUUGAAUCUAAUUAAAAUUAACAGUUCAGCAUUGUGAUUGAAUAAAAGUGCUCAUACAUGCACUCGCAGCGAGCUGCGAGGAGCUUCGUGCGAGGACUGAACAUCCGCCUUUAGUCUUCGAAGCCAUCGGAAAGUACAUCCACCGUACUAGGUACGAACAGAUAAUUGAAACCGAAAGCUGCGUGGCACUGCUACCAAAUGAGCAAAAGUGGAUAUCAGAAGACCAAAAACACAGCUCGAAUGUUGUCCGUGUUCGCUAUAAAAAAAAACGCUCUCGCCAAGUAGCAAUCCGAGGACGCUGAUAGAUGAUGCAUGAGAAAAUUAGUCGAGACAGAACGUAGGAUAGUGAAUAACGCCUUGAAUAACAACGUGGAAAAUCAUAGCGAUGUAACUAACUGUUUUCAUGGACCGGUUCCAGAAAACGACAACGCCACAGAUAUUGCGACUAGUUCGAGAGAGAAAGCGUUUCAGCGCCGUGCUGGUAUCCGAUUCACAACCGAAAGGAUGAGUACAUUAAAAUUGGCAUGAACAAAUUUGGCCGACGUUGUUUCAAGAUGCUGCGUCAUCCGAACUUUACUUUUAAUCCCUGUUGAGUUCCAAACACUUUGCGAAAAAGGGAAGAAGCGUUAAAGUUAGUGCGAUUUGCAAGAGUUUAUGAAAACCAAUGCUUUGCAUGAGUUCAUGAAAACAUUGCGAUAGAAUAUAGUUGUGUAAAUAAACGAAUAAAAUACACUUUCCCGUUUUUGCGUUUCAUCAAUUUUUACUGUAGUACAAUAGUUCAAACCAAUCCCGGACCCGAUAGUUGGCUUAACUUUUCGUAUUAGAACGUUAAAAAUUUAAAGUCAAAAUAUCGUGACUCUACCACAAAUUGCGUCCUGAAUAAGUUAUCCUGUCUACAAGAUGUUGUUUAUGGCAACAGUAUUGAUGUUAUUGCUUUGACAGAGACUUGACUGUCCAAUCAUGUACGAAAUGAUGAAAUUUAACCGGUUGGAUACAAGUUAUUUAGGCGUGAUGGACCAACGGGCAAACGGGGAGGUGGUGCAUUGUUAGCUGUGAAAUAUUCUGUCAGAACUGAGCCAGAUUCAUUGGAACUUGCUUCUGUUGUGAUUAAUUCGUCGUCUAAAAAUGUUCUAGUCGCUGUGUGUUAUCGCUCUCCUUAUUCCUCAAUUGAUUUCCUGCACGAACAGAACCGUUUCUGGAAAUUUGUUGCUGAUUCUCAAUUUAAAGAUGUUGUUUUAAUGAGCGACUUUAAUUAUCCCAAUAUUCAAUGGUCUGGCAGAUCGAUACUUUCUACCAUAGGAUCAGCAAUUGGUUUUAUCGAACUUAUCACUGAUUUUAGUUACUUGCAAUUAAUCAACUCAUCUACUCGUGGCCAUAAUCUCAUUGACUCGGUUUUCAAUACGAAUGAACAUUUGACUGACAACUUUGAAAUUACUGAUGAUGAUUCCAUUUCUUUAUACUCGGACAACAAAGCUAUAUCUUUUGACUUAAAAUUGCAUCAACGUCCAAAACAAUCCACCGAGCGAAUAGCUUAUAAUUAUUCAAAGGGAGAUUUUGUUGGCCUCCUAAACAGUCUUCAGAAUGCUUCUUUAGUGGAUUUAGUUCGCAAUCACUGUGACAACAUUAAUGUUGCUUGGUGCAAGUGGACAGCUGCUUUCCUUGCUGCUUCCGAUUGUUUUAUUCCGAAAACCUCGCUCAAGCUUUCCUUCACGGCCUCCUUAAUUUAUUAAUCACCAAGGAUCUAUUUCACGCCAUCAACAUGAAGGAGUCCCUAAGGAGAAAAACAAAGGCUAAGAACUCCCCUAAAUUGUGGGAGAAAUUUUGCAAGACUCGGCAAUACGUCAAAUGUUGGAUUAAUGCCAAGAAGAGAGAAUACUUAUCUGGAAUUUCUCAUCCUUAUACAAUAACUCUAAAUCAUUUUGGAGAUUUUUGAAGUCUAAAUCUUAAAAAUCUUCCAUAUCUUAUGUCAUUAACAUAGGGGGUCUUAAACUAUUCUCUUCUGAAGAAUAGGAUGAUGCUUUUAUUACUUAUUUUGCUUUAGUUUUGACCUCCGACUCAAAUUCUUCUUUACCUUUAAUUUCUCCUUCGCAGUCAUCAUCAAACUUCUUGACUCAAUAACUGUUUCUGAAUUUGAAGUUCUAUCACUGUUUGUCACCUUCUAAGGCUACUCCGCCUGAUGGCAUACCAGCUUAUCUGUUAAAGCGCAGUGCCGAAGUCAUUGCUCCGUCUUUAACAGUUCUCUUCGAGUUAUCUCUUCUGCAGGGUGCAUUUCCUUCUCAAUGGAAAUAUGUUAAUGUCGUUCCAAUACCUAAGAAAGGUGACGCUCAUGAAGUCACCAACUACAGACCUGUUUCAUUACUCUCCCGAGUCUCAAAAAUACUUGAACGCUGUAUUUUUGGACAGGUUUCUUCUUUCAUUAAGGACUCUUUAUACGACAUUCAACAUGGAUUUCGCUGCAAUAGGUCAUGUGUUACUCAACUUUUGAAUGUGUUUCAUGAUCUCGGUCGUGCUCUUGAUUCUGGCAAUGAAAUUGAUCUUCUUUAUCUUGAUUUUGCUAAAGCUUUUGACUCCGUAUUUCACAGCAAACUCUUGUUUAAACUAAACUAUUUUGGAAUUUCCGGUCAACUUCUUAACUGGCUCGCUGAUUAA
This is a messenger RNA of Paramuricea clavata, 3179 nucleotides long. The record is from the annotation of a GenBank genome assembly. NCBI's taxonomy places the organism in Eukaryota, Metazoa, Cnidaria, Anthozoa, Malacalcyonacea, Plexauridae.